This is a messenger RNA of Triplophysa rosa, 4139 nucleotides long. RefSeq names its product replication factor C (activator 1) 1 (gene rfc1). Gene Ontology annotation, cellular component: DNA replication factor C complex; nucleus. The record is from RefSeq and is a predicted model, not a curated record. NCBI's taxonomy places the organism in Eukaryota, Metazoa, Chordata, Actinopteri, Cypriniformes, Nemacheilidae. Gene Ontology annotation, biological process: DNA replication; DNA repair. The transcript is spliced from 24 exons. Gene Ontology annotation, molecular function: ATP hydrolysis activity; DNA binding; DNA clamp loader activity. The coding region runs from base 99 to 3530 and encodes 1143 amino acids.
UGCGCCUAAGCUCAGUAUCAUUGGCGCCAAAGAAGACUGGAGAAGCACCACUGUCCCGAAAUUUGUCCAAAAAUAAAGAUAUUGACACAUGCUUAGAAAUGGACAUCCGGAGGUUUUUUGCGCCCACCAAACUUGCAGCGCCAAAACCUUUAAACGGAAGCAGCGGCACCGAUGAAGAGCCGAAGAAGAAACAAAAAUCAAAGACCAAGGUCAAAAGUCCUAAAGCUGAUGAGAAACCCACUGGAAAACGAAAGAAAAGAGCCAUUAUCGAUUCAGACUCUGAUGAAGACAAGAAAGAGAGGAAGACCAAGAAAAGCUCUAAAGAGGUUUCUGCUCCACCAGAAAAGAAACAUCCAGUUACUUAUGUGUCUGAUUCUGAUUCAGAUGAUUCAUUUUUGUCUCUGAAAAAGUCCUCGAAACCCAAACAAAAUGGUACGGCUAAGAGCAAAAAGGAAUCGGACUCAGGAAAAACAAAAGAGGUCAAGGCAUCUUCUGCAUCGUCUAAAUCUCCGGGGAAAUCCCCGACUGCCACCGUGAAGGCAGGGUUGAAGAGUUCUCAGCCCACCAUCUCCCCAAAGACAGGACCGACCCUGCCUAAACAGACACUCACCUCAGUAAUGGACUUUUUUGGGAGCUCAAGUGUUCAGAGGUCGGACAAGAAAAUGGUGGCCAGCGCCAAGAGGAAAGCUGCCACACAAGAUGCUGAAGGCUCGCUCAGUGAUGAAGCCAUUGCAAGAGAACUUCAGAUGGAUGAAGAUAUGGAUAAGGAGAAGCAGAUUCAUGAUGAUGAGGAAUUUGCAAGAACAUUAGCUAUGCUUGAUGAAGCCCCCUUAGCAAAAAAGGCUCGUGUUGAUUCAGUCUCCCCCUCCAAGAGCAGCUCUCAGCAAAAUUCCUCAGACACCAAAGCCAAGAUAAAGAAGCCAUCUCCUAAAAAAAGCCCUGUCAAGACUAGCUCCAAACUGGCUCAAAUGAAAAGACGACAAGAAGAAGAGCAUGAGGAGAAGAAAAAAGGCAAAGGCGAAAAGCAGAUUAAGAUCUCCCCGAAGAAAGAGUUCAUCUCACCGUAUAGCUCAGAACGGGCAGCCACUCCCAGAAUUGGAAGUGCUUCAGAGGGAACGACAAAAUCAAAAAGUUUUUCCACGCGUAAAGGAGAUGCACCUAGUAAAACCUCACCAACAAAACCAGAGAAUACAAGUCCUGAAGACCUAGAGAAGAAACGGGCAAACACAUCGGCCUACCGAAGCUAUCUGAACAGAGAUGGCCCACGGUCACUGGGCUCUAAAGAGAUACCACAGGGAGCAGAGAAAUGUCUGGAGGGCUGUGUGUUUGUGUUGACGGGCGUGUUAGAGUCUAUGGAAAGGGAUGAUGCUAAGUCGCUAAUAGAGCGUUACGGCGGGAAGGUCACAGGAAACGUCAGCCGCAAAACCACUUACCUUGUUCUGGGACGAGACAGUGGAGCCUCAAAAACAGAGAAGGCGGAGAGUUUUGGCACUAAGAUCAUUAAUGAAGAUGAGUUGCUGGAGCUCAUAAGAACCAAACCAGGCAAAAAGUCGAAGUAUGAAAUUGCAGCGAAGGCCGAGAGUAAAUCUGCUACAGCAAAGACCCCGAAUUCUAGAGGCAAACGCACUCCUCCAGCCAAGAAGGCCACGCCACAAGGGCCCAGCCCCAACAAGAGAAGAAGCCCUUCAGCUUGGAAAUCUAAUUCUGGCUCUAAAACAUCUGUGGCCUCUCGCUCAAGUUCAGACGUCAAAAAAAGUUUGAGUUACGAUCAGACUAAGACAACAUCAUCCGCAUCUCACUCCACCCCAGAAAGUGAUGGAAACAGCCUGUUGUGGGUGGAUAAAUAUCGUCCCCGCAGUCUGAAGAAUCUGAUCGGGCAGCAGGGGGAUCAGAGCUGUGCGAACAAACUUAUACGAUGGUUACAGAAGUGGCACAGACAUCACGGUGGCAAUGGAAAAGCACCACCGGUCAAGUUUAGUAAGUUUGGGAGCAAAGAUGAUGGAUCCGGGUUCAAAGCUGCUCUGUUGUCUGGACCUCCUGGUGUCGGGAAGACCACUACCGCUGCUCUCGUCUGUGAGGAGUUGGGUUACAGCUACGUGGAGAUGAAUGCCAGUUGCACCCGCAGCAAGAACAGCUUAAAACAAGUGAUUGCCGAAUCACUCAACAACACCAGCAUUAAGAACUUCUACACCGGUGCAUCAAAGACAGUGAGCAGUAAACACGUCCUCAUAAUGGACGAGGUGGACGGGAUGGCAGGAAAUGAAGACAGAGGGGGAAUACAGGAGAUGAUUGGUCUGAUAAAGCAGUCGAAGAUUCCCAUCAUCUGCAUGUGUAAUGACCGGAAUCAUCAGAAGAUCCGCUCGCUGGCCAACUACUGCUACGACCUGCGCUUUCAGAGACCCCGUGUGGAGCAGAUUAAGGCGGCAGUGAUGUCUAUAGCUUUCAAAGAGGGGCUGAAGAUCCCACCCCCAGCAGUUAAUGAAAUCAUCCUGGCUUCCAAUCAGGAUAUUCGACAGGUGCUGCAUAACCUGAGCAUGUGGUCGGCUAAAGAUAAAGUCAUGACCUAUGACCAGGCCAAAGCUGAUGCUAAUAAUGCUAAGAAGGACAUGAAACUGGGUCCGUUUGAUGUGUGCCGGAAGGUAUUCGCCUCGGGAGAAGAAACCGCCCACAUGUCUUUGAUUGACAAGUCAGACCUUUUCUUCCAUGACUACUCAUUAGCACCGCUUUUUGUACAAGAGAACUACAUUCACGUCCGACCGGUGGCGGCAGGGGGAAAUCUAAAGAAUCAUUUGGUGUUGUUGAGUAAAGCAGCAGACAGUAUUUGUGAUGGAGAUCUAGUGGACAAACAGAUCCGCUCCAGACAAACCUGGUCUCUGCUUCCCACACAGGCGAUCUAUGCCAGCGUGUUGCCAGGGGAACUGAUGCGGGGAUAUAUGAGUCAGUUUCCAACUUUUCCCAGCUGGUUGGGCAAGUUCUCAUCGACUGGCAGAUACAGUCGCACCAUACAGGAGCUUGCUUCACACACAAGUCUAAAGACGCUAAGUAGUAAGGAAGCAAUAAAUCUGGAUUAUCUACCAUAUUUGCGCUCGGCAAUAUUGGAGCCACUUCAGUCCCAAGGCGCAGAGGGAGCCAAUCAGAGCGUGAAGCUUAUGGACGAUUAUGACAUCAUCAAAGAGGAUGUUGAUAACAUGAUGGAGAUCAGCACAUGGGGUGGACAGCCAGAUCCUUACUCCAAACUAGAUUCUAAGGUGAAAGCUGCGUUUACACGGGCAUACAAUAAGGAAUCUCAUCUAACCCCUUACUCCUUACACAUUGUCAAGAAAAGCCGUAAAGGGGCCGUUGACCCUGAGCUCGUAGGAGAACUUGGCGGUGAAUCUCAGGUCCAGGGAGAGGAAGAGGAUGAUGACGGACUCAUCGCAGAUGCCAUGAUCAAGCAGAAGAAAACCAAACCAGCGAAAAAAGAUGCCAAGCAGGGGAAAGCAGGGGAUUCUGGGAAGGGGAAAGGGAAGGGAAAGACCAGAGGAACAUAAGAAGAACGAGAGAGACAAACCCUGCCCCUCUCUGAUUUCGUACAGAUGCGAGUGGGUGAAACAGGAAUGACAUCAGCUCUAUAAACAGAAAUCUGUGUCUGUGAGUCAUACUUGUGCACUUCCUGAAAACCAUCACUCAACUUAAGCUGCUGUGAGUAGAGCAGACACUGCAGGGACCAGGAGCGCAUAGUUUUGUAACUGACGUUAUUAUGUAGUACACAAUUCAUCUAAAGGAUCCACUGAGCACAUGCAUUAUACUGUUAACACUUAAUAGUACAGUCAUCUCAAUGGUAUGUACAAUAUUAAGGGCACUUGCUACGGUUCCUCUCAUGGAAGAAGAUUGGAAAAUACAAAAAUGUCUGGAUACAAAAAAGGAUGCAGAGUUCCAACUCCGUGACCUCUUAUGAACAAAUUGUAAAUAAAUAUCUGCCAUAUUAGCAUUUUUCCUUUAUUUUGGAUACUUACAGAUAUAUAAAAAAAUCCUUUCGUAGUGUUUCAGCUUUUCUAGGGCAGCGCUUUUGAAUACAGACUGAUAGUGUGUAUUACUAGCCUGAAGAUUAUUCUUCUGUAAAUGUGUGCGGUUCAAUGAUUAAAAUGAGGAUUAUGUCA